Molecule: messenger RNA, 1360 nt
Organism: Malus domestica (apple)
Lineage: Eukaryota; Viridiplantae; Streptophyta; Magnoliopsida; Rosales; Rosaceae
Source: RefSeq, a predicted model, not a curated record
CGUUGCAGACAAAACCCCCAGCUUAAACCCUAACACUUGCCCAUCCGGACGCAGUUAACAAAUUCCAAAAUCUCUUCGGCCUCAACCGUCUAAUGCUGCCGCAGGAUCUUCUUCAACCUCUCACCAAUGUCCUUCCCCUUCCCCUUCCCCUCUUGAUUCUACUAGUCGGAGAAGCUACAGCAACUAGUUCUUUUCCGUUCUGGCUCCUAUUAUGCUUGCCAACUGCAGACAAGUUUUCAACCCUUCUCGUUGCUCUAUGAGAUUUGCUUCUUCUGAAGGUUAUUCUGUUCUUAAUUCAAGUGAUCUUCAACACUGGUUCAAAAAUUGGCAAGGACUCAGAAAAAAUAAACUGACAGCAAGCACUUUUGCUGCGGCGGUUGGUUUUUUUCAUCGCAGAAGACUCCAGCUUUGGCUAGAGAAGAUUGGAGCCCUUGAACCAUUUUCGGGUAAUUUGGCUACCUGUUGGAGCAAUAUCAAAGAAGAGGAAGCACUUGAAAGAUACAAGCUGAUAACAGGAAAUUCCGUUUUGUUUCCUGAAUUUCAAGUUUAUGGUAAUAGGAAUGUUGGAGAGGAUUGGCUGGGAGCUUCACCAGAUGGGGUGAUUGAUAGGCUGGUAUACGGAUUGCCUUCACGAGGAGUACUGGAGAUUAAGUGUCCAUUUUUUUAUGGAAAUAUGAAGAAGGCUACCCCUUGGUCACGAAUUCCUCUUUGUGUUCCACAGGCUCAGGGUUUAAUGGAAAUACUUGACAGGGAUUGGAUGGAUUUCUAUGUUUGGACUCCUAAAGGGAGCAGCCUAUUCAGGGUAUAUCGGGAUGCAGAAUACUGGGAUGUUCUGAAAAUAGUUCUCUCGGAUUUUUGGUGGAAUCAUGUCCAGCCAGCGAGGGAGAUCUUGAGCAAGUCUCAGAUUAGAGAUCCCCUCGUUGAAUUAAAAUCGCUCAAGCCAACACCCAGAAGAUUUUACUGGAGUUGGAUUGUACAUUAUCUCAAAGGCAAGUAGAAGGCUGUAAAGACGGUCUCAAUUAUUUCAGUGGUUGGGAGUGCUCUCUACUUUAAUUUAGUAUCCAAGGAUCUUUUGUGUAUGAACGGAUUGCAGAAAUAUGACAGAUAGCUAGCUAGUAGGUUAUGCAGAGGUAUUUGCUAGAAAUCUCUUAUCGAAUUUGAAGGGCUUGAAAUGUGUACUAAAAGUCCGCAAGCAAUGUACGAAUGAAUAAGGUCAUUUGUAAAACAAUCUGUGAUUUGUUUAAGCUAGUCAAUCUGUGAUUUGUCGCUUCCUUGGCUGAUCAGAUUCGAGAAACUUAAAUUUAUAGUUACUCGUUUUUGAGAGGUGAAUCUAUAAAUUAUCGUUAGUUUUUUCAUCACA